UCUUUUCACAAAGUAAACGUUCAACUUUCUUUAUAUCUCCUCCUGGUCUUGGAGAAUUGAUGCAAAUACAAACUCUGAUUCUUGGGACUUUUGUCUGCAAGAAGAUCAUUGUUGAUGUUUCUCUGAUCAUAUGGAUGUCUGAAUGGAUUUCUCAUUGAAGAUGUGAAAAGUUGAGUGGAUGUUUGUACUAUGCCUUACUCCUUUGUUCUGUUUUUCCAAUGAAGAUGUAAAAGACAUUAGUGACCAUAUUGCUGUUUCCUCCACAUUUCUCAUAGGCAGUCUUCUCUUCUGAUUCUUGGAAAUAAGUAUUGAAAUGGUCUCUCAUGUUUGACAUGUUUUUCUCUACUUGGACUGUAGACACAGGACUUCACUCUUGGAGGUAGACAACAACUUCUUAUCAUUACCUCAAUUCACAAAAGACAAGUACAAAACAUGGAGAUUAAGAAUGUAGUUAGCCACAUUGUUCUCCCAUUUCUUCCUGCAAAAACCCUUGUAAGAUUCCGGUCGGUCUCCAAGGAUUGGGAUCUUCGGAUUAGAAGUCCCUUUUUAGCGCACCAGCAGAGUUACUUCUUCAACGACUUAUCCGGUUUCUUUUGCCAGCACUACAAUCGCAACCCGACUUUCUUAACUCUAGACGAUCAUGCUUAUGGAGUUCCCACGCCUGCUCUUACGUUCCUGCCUGAACCUGUCGACAUCAUAAGUUCUUGCAGCGGCUUGUUGCUCUGCCAAGAGCGUGCUAGAAAGAAUUCUUAUUACAUCUGCAACCCUGCGACUGAGGAGUGGAGGGAGCUGCCUCAACCUGAACUGUAUCAUGGGAUUGAGGCAGCAACCAUCCUUGCAUUUGAGCCUUCUCCCCUCAAUAUGUCUGCAGAUUAUCACUUGAUUUCAGCAGUCCCAAUGCUGGACCAGCCUGUCAUUCUCUUUGAACUAUACACCUCUGAAACGAGGUCGUGGAGGGUUUUAGCCACUAUAUUCGUAGAAUCAGGAGAUUUGAGUUUCACGGGUAGUCGGUUCUACAUGAACGGAAUUGCUUACUGGGGGACAACUGCAGGAAAAGUGCUGGCUUUUGGUCUAAAGAACGAGGUGUACGAGGUUAUUUCACUACCACCUGACGCUCCUACCGGAGGCAUCUUGAGUCAAAUUCAAGGGGAGUUAUGCUACAUCAGUGCUUCUAUCUUCUCGGGCAAUUGUUCGAUAAAGAUCUAUGCUGGAAUGGACUUGAGGUUGAUACAUGUAACGGAUGUGACAUUGGAACAGGUGCCGGACCGGUUUCCGUGGUACCGGGUGCUGCCGUGUCUUGAGGGCAGCGUUGUAAUGAUUCUGGUGGAGGGUUUGGUAUGUUCUUACAGGUUGAGUGAUGGGAAGAUUGAAGUGGUAGGAAUGGUUGGGGAGGGUGGUGGUGGAGACAACUACCUGCCUUAUGUGAAUAGUCUAGUCCGUGUGGCUUGAGAAACACAACAUGAGAUGUUCAGUUGUGUUUGAUUUUGUUUUCAUUUUAGAUUUUUCAGUUUUUAUGUAAAGAGAUACUUUUCGGUUUUUGUAAUGAUUUUUCUGUAGAAAUAAUACUAUACUUGGAAGUUGAUGUAGGCACGCAAAA
Sesamum indicum (sesame) is the source of this 1597-nucleotide messenger RNA. RefSeq names its product F-box protein At5g07610. Gene Ontology annotation, molecular function: protein binding. The record is from RefSeq and is a predicted model, not a curated record. NCBI's taxonomy places the organism in Eukaryota, Viridiplantae, Streptophyta, Magnoliopsida, Lamiales, Pedaliaceae.